Messenger RNA from Pygocentrus nattereri (red-bellied piranha), 2149 nucleotides. It is a transcript of the gene sp5l, whose product is annotated as Sp5 transcription factor-like. Gene Ontology annotation, biological process: regulation of transcription by RNA polymerase II. The record is from RefSeq and is a predicted model, not a curated record. Lineage: Eukaryota; Metazoa; Chordata; Actinopteri; Characiformes; Serrasalmidae. Gene Ontology annotation, molecular function: RNA polymerase II cis-regulatory region sequence-specific DNA binding; DNA-binding transcription factor activity, RNA polymerase II-specific. Bases 308 to 1414 code for a protein of 368 amino acids. The transcript is spliced from 2 exons.
AGCUUUACUCUAUAAAGGGAACAUGCAGUGGGAGCUCGCGAGGAUGGACUGCAACAGGCUCGAGCUAACACUGCAGAAGGAGGAGUGCUGCGAGGAGAGACAGCGGCAGUGAAAAGAAAAGAAACAAACCGUUGAAGUGGAGGAGCUCGGGAAAGAGCGGAGGACUAAAGAAGUGCAGGAGUUCCCGGGAUUACUACUACGUUCAUGCGCGCUCCCCUGCCUCUGCUGGAGACUCGGAGCGCGCGUCCCUGCUGCGCGUCCCCGGCGCGCUCUUUCGCAGGUGCGGAUCUGGUAAAGGCACGAGCACAUGGCUGCGCUAACGCUGACCAGAGCGGAUAACUUCCUGCACAACUUCUUACAGGAUCGCACCCCCAGCUCAUCUCCAGAGAGUGGCCCCAACCCACUCUCCUUUCUGGCCACCACGUGCAGUCAGGCUUGGCAGGUGAGCGGCGGCGUGAGUGCCGAGGGGCCCCAGUUCCCCUAUGAAGGGGCGGUGGGCUCGGCGUCCGGCAUGUUUCAGCUGUGGAGCAACGAGAUGGCGCCCAACUCAGGCCUGAGCGCCCACCAGAUGGCAUUCACUGUGCCCAAGGUGCAGUUCCCCGGCCACGUUCAGACAAGUCUCGGCUCGCACUCUCACCACCAUCAUCACCACCAUCAUCAUCAUCACCACGAGCUGCCCCUCACGCCUCCAGCUGAGCCACCUGCCACAUACUCGUUCGAGCUGUCUCCGGUCAAGAUGCUGUCCACUCAGGCCCAAGGGAAUGCUCAGUAUUAUGCCCAGCACAAUGCCAUGGGUCAGAACUUUCCUAGUUUUCUGCAGACCAAUUCAUCCAGGCCUCCUCACCUAGCUGGAGGCCCUGGCGAUGACAGCCAGCAAUGGUGGAGCCUCCCUCAGAGCAACGGUGCCCCCUCUGGCCACCACUUCUCCCUGGGUAGGCAGCUAGUCCUGGGCCACCAGCCCCAAAUCGCUGCCCUGCUGCAGGGAACGUCCAAAAGCCUGCUGAGCUCCACCCGCCGCUGUCGCCGUUGCAAGUGUCCCAACUGCCAGACCUCGGGGAACAGCGGCAGCCUAGAAUUCGGCAAAAAGAGACUGCACAUCUGCCAUAUUCCGGAAUGUGGCAAGGUGUACAAGAAGACGUCCCACCUUAAGGCGCACCUGCGGUGGCAUGCCGGUGAGCGUCCCUUCGUCUGCAACUGGCUCUUCUGCGGGAAGAGCUUCACGCGCUCGGACGAGCUGCAGCGGCACCUGCGAACACACACUGGAGAGAAGCGCUUCGGCUGCCAGCAGUGCGGCAAGAGGUUCAUGCGCAGCGAUCACCUGUCCAAACAUGUCAAGACCCACCAGGGCAGGAAGGGGCGCUCCGGACAGGCCGCUCAAAUUGACCCACAGCUGAGCAACAUCAAGAGAGAAUGAGAGGGGUUCUCUCCAAGAGACUAUUGUGUCACGUGAAAGAGAGACAAAGCCAUACUGAAAAGCUCCCAAUUCAUGUUUGCUGGCUACAGUGUGGAAGUAGUGACAUCUGAUGUGAAUUGUUUGGAGUUUAGCAUUGUUUACGAUGCCACGCCGCUAGUGAAGAGGCGAUGGAAGAACACUGGGAGCAGUGCACUCUGCCGUACUCACAGCAGGUCUAUGACUGAUCUCUAAGACUCUAAAAAGACUGAGGAAGCCCACUGAAGUUGGUACCUAUUUGAGUUGGUACCUAUUUUUUUUCUCACAUGGUUUCAGGCACACAUUGUGACCUAGACCCAUCUUUGCACAAGUCAAUUAACAAUUGAGUUUUACAUUCACUAAGAAAUGUACAAGCACAGUAUAAAGUCAAAUAUUUAUAAUUUUUUUGUUUCUUUGUUUUUACAUAAAAUGUUGCCUUAACAUGAAAUAUUUCCUUUGGUCUCUUUUUACUUUUGUGAAAUCUACUGUAGAUCAUUACUUUGAUCUGUUUUUGGACAGAAUGUCCACAAAUAUUUACUCUCCUGGUGACAUUUGAAGCAGUGAUUUGCACUCACAACAUUCCUUUUUUGAUUUCAGCCUCACUUCUUGAGUGUUAAUUGUGGCCUCGGAAAGCUCAGUAAAAAUGUAUAUAAUGUUCAUAUGGCACACCAUUCUAUGACGACUAAGAAAGCAUGUAAAAAUGAAUAAAAGUCUAAAUAA